Messenger RNA from Uranotaenia lowii, 1120 nucleotides. Its product is annotated as probable alpha-aspartyl dipeptidase. Gene Ontology annotation, biological process: proteolysis. Gene Ontology annotation, molecular function: serine-type peptidase activity. The record is from RefSeq and is a predicted model, not a curated record. Lineage: Eukaryota; Metazoa; Arthropoda; Insecta; Diptera; Culicidae. Bases 239 to 979 code for a protein of 246 amino acids. The transcript has 3 exons.
UGUGAUAUCAUUGUGUUCAAAUAAAUCCGCUUUCUUUUAUGGGAAUUCCAAUAAAAUUUACAGAGUAAUCUCGUUAUUGUGAUAAAAACGCAAUCAUCAUUAAUUUGAUUUUAAAAGGUAUCAGAUUUUACAUUAUUCUCUUUGAGUGUAACAUCGGAAUUUGGAGAAGAAUCUUUCCAUACACCGAAACUGAUAAGGACUGAUUCAUAUCUGUCACGGGGCCAAGAAUCGGAACCGUAUGUACUCGCUCGCUUCCAGGAUGUCCAGGCAAAUCUUUUUGAUGUCCUCAUCGGCCGUCUACGGUUAUGAGUAUCUGCAGCACGCCGAGAAGGACAUGAUCGAGUAUUUUAGGAAGAACAACGUGUACAGGGUCUUGUUUAUCCCGUAUGCCCUGAAAAACCAUGAAGCAUACACCGAAAAAGUUGGCUCAGUUUUACGACGAUGGGGAUUCGAAUGCGAAGGUAUCCACCGGAAGCCAAACCCGGUGCAGGCCAUCAAUGAAGCUCAGGCCAUCUACAUUGGGGGCGGCAACACCUUCCUUCUCCUAAAAACUCUCUACGACAACAACCUUAUUGAGCCAAUCCGAGAACGGGUUAUGAACCAUCACAUACCGUACAUUGGUAGUUCAGCCGGAACUAACGUGGCCACCCGAAGCAUUCAAACCACAAACGAUAUGCCCAUCAUCUAUCCGCCGAGCUUCGACGGCCUUCGAUUGGUUCCCUUCAACAUCAAUCCGCACUACCUGGAUCCGGAGGAGGGCGGCAAGCACAAAGGUGAAACAAGGGAGGAACGCAUUUCGCAGUUUCACGAGCUGAACGAUGCUCCGGUGCUGGGCUUGAGGGAGGGUUGUACCAUGGUUGUGGAUGGUGAGAAGGCAACCCUAAUUGGUUCCUACGGAGCUCGGCUGUUCCGGAAGGGAAGGGAACCAGAGGAGCUGAAGAUUGGAGCCGACGUGAGCUUCCUACUGGAGGGGAAUUAGGAAAAAAAAACAGAAAAUUGAUUUUAUUUUGAAAAAUAUUAUUUUAGGAUAAAAAACCAAAAUGUGGCCUGGAUAAAAAUUCAAAGUUAAAUCUGUAUAUUUGAGUAACUCUAAAGUAUUAAAUAAAUAUUUUGAUUUAUA